AUGACUCAAAAUCAAUCUUUGUUCAAUCAACAAAGUGCUGCCAUCAGAAACYUGGAAACACAAGUUAGCCAACUUGCUCUUAAUCAGAAUAGUAGAGCCCUUGGUACUUUACCUAGUAACACUGAAGUCCCGAGAGAUCUAGGAAAAGAACAUGUGAAGGUAGUGACUCUUAAGAGUGGUAAGGAAUUAACUGAGACCAUACCAAAAGAAAGUGAACAGGUUGUGUCUAAACCUGAGACUAUACCUAUGGUCCCUGUUACGGAAAGUCCACCAAAACCUUUGGAUAACCCACUUCCUGAGACCACCACCUUUGUUCCUCCUAAGUCGGACUAUCCUUUGUUAUUCCCUGAAGAAGUUGCUAGGAAAAAGCCAAUUGAGGAUGAGGUUAUAACAGGUCCAAAAACCAAAGUUGUAAUCCCAUAUGAACCUCAAGAAAGUAAGACCAAGACUCUAGGCACUCUGGACCCAUCUUGUUCAACACAACCAAACAAAGCCAUCAUAAAGCCAGUUCCUAUUUAUGUUCCUUUUCCCCAAAGGUUAAGGAACCAAAAGGAAGAAUUGCAAUUCAAGAAGUUUUUGGAAGUGUUUAAAGCAUUGCACAUCAACAUACCUCUUGUUGAAGCAAUAGAGCAAAUGCCCAAUUAUGCCAAGUUCCUAAAAGACAUUUUGAGUAAGAAGAAGAAGUUAACCGAAUAUGAGACCGUAGCUCUUACCGAGGGAUGUAGUACGCUUCUAACCAACAAAAUACCCCCUAAGCUUAAAGACCCAGGGAGUUUCACUAUUCCUUGUUUUAUAGGUGGAAAGGAGAUUGGUAAAGCUUUGUGUGAUUUAGGAGCUAGUAUCAACCUUAUGCCCUUGUCUGUUUUCAACACCCUAGGAAUAGGAGAAGCUAGACCUACCACUGUUACCUUGCAAUUGGCCAAUAGAAGCAUUGCUUAUCCUAAAGGUAAGAUUGAGGAUGUCUUAGUUCAGGUUGACAAAUUCAUCUUUCCGGCUGACUUCAUCAUCCUUGAUUUUGAGGCUGAUAARGAUAUUCYCAUAAUCUUAGGAAGACCUUUCUUAGCCACUGGUGGAACCUUUAUUGAUGUCCAAAAAGGAGAGUUAACCAUGAGACUCCAAGAUCAGAAAAUCACAUUCAAUAUUGAGAAAAUAUGUUAUGAGGAAGGAGUUAGGAAGGCCUGUAAGCUAGAGGAGGAGGAUAGUGUUGAGAUAGGUAAUGAUACUGUUGAGGAUUUAGAAGGUGAUGUCCCAUAUGAUGUUGCAGCAUUUGAGUUGUUGGACAAUAGUGAGCUUAAGAAUUUUACCCUGUCUAUAAUUUCACCACCUGAUUUGGAGUUAAAGCAACUCCCAUCUCACUUGAAGUAUGCAUUUCUAGGAGAGGAAGGUCAAAGAAAGGAAAAAGUUUUUCAUUCAAUCUAUUAUGCAAGUAAGACCUUGAAUGAAGCACAACUUAAAUACACAACAACUGAAAAAGAACUUUUAGUUGUGGUUUUUGCUUUUGAGAGAUACAUAUCAUAUUUGAUGGGAACCAAGGUCAUUAUUCACACUGACCAUGCUGCCAUCAAGUACUUAAUUUCCAAAAAAGAUGCUAAACCUAGGUUAAUAAGAUGGGUUUUAUUGUUGCAAGAGUUUUACCUUGAGAUAGUUGAUAGGAAAGGAGUAGACAACCAAGUUGCAGACCAUUUGUCAAGAUUAGAGAAGCCUAGGGAGACCCUAGAAGAAGGAGAGAUUGUUGAAACAUUCCCCGAUGAGAGAAUUCUAGUAUUAGAAUCAAAGCCACCAUGGUUUGCCGAUAUAGCAAACUAUUUGGCUUGUGGAAUUAGACCUUCUGAUAUUUCUGGCCAUAUGUUCAAAAAGUUUCUCCAUGAUACUAAAACUUACCUUUGGGAUAACCCUUACUUGUUUAAGAUAAGUGCAGAUCAAAUCUUGAAAAGGUGCAUCCCUGAAACUGAAGUGGCAGCAAUCCUACAGCAUUGCCACCAAGCAGCAUAUGGAGGACACUUUGGAGACCAAAGAACAGCGGCUAAAGUUUUACAAUAUGGUUUUUAUUGGCCUACUCUAUUCAAAGAUGCCCACAAUUUUGCACAAAGAUGCAAUGAGUCUCAAAGAAGUGGCUCCAUUUCCAAAAGGAAUGAAAUGCCACUUAACGGGAUCUUAGAAGUAGAGUUGUUUGAUGUAUGGGGGAUAGACUUCAUGGGACCAUUUCCCUCAUCAAAUCAUUGUCAAUACAUUCUAGUGGCUGUUGAUAAUGUGUCUAAAUGGGUAGAGGUCAUGGCUUGUGUUACUAAUGAUGCAAAAACUGUGGAAAGUUCAAGUCCCGUUGGUUUGGACAUUUCCUCAUUCAUAAAGUUUAUCCGUAUGGAGCAGUUGACCUAG
Messenger RNA from Cynara cardunculus var. scolymus (artichoke), 2376 nucleotides. RefSeq lists its product as uncharacterized. The transcript is spliced from 4 exons. NCBI's taxonomy places the organism in Eukaryota, Viridiplantae, Streptophyta, Magnoliopsida, Asterales, Asteraceae. The coding region runs from base 1 to 2376 and encodes 791 amino acids. Gene Ontology annotation, molecular function: nucleic acid binding. The record is from RefSeq and is a predicted model, not a curated record.